Ooceraea biroi (clonal raider ant) is the source of this 9452-nucleotide messenger RNA. RefSeq lists its product as uncharacterized. NCBI's taxonomy places the organism in Eukaryota, Metazoa, Arthropoda, Insecta, Hymenoptera, Formicidae. Gene Ontology annotation, cellular component: plasma membrane. The record is from RefSeq and is a predicted model, not a curated record.
CUGCGGGAAACGGAGAAUCUGCGAGUGUCAGUGCAAUCCGCGACGCGAUGCCCUUCGCUCCUCGGGUCCGUGCUUGAAGGGCGGUGAAUCGAGGGCGCGCAGUGCGAGUGGCGAGACGGCUGGCCGACUUCUUCCGUCGUGUUGUCGCGAGCGAGCGAGAACUACCCUCUGUGCGUGACUAACAAUUCUAAGGAAAGAGUUUCCGUUCAUCACAUAAAGCUCCGCUUCAAUCCGGAAUAACUCAUGAUGACGAGCGAAUGGUCGCGCGAUCGGUCGUCGUUCUCAUGACGAGAAGAUGUGUUAGACGUGAGUGAGAAUCGCAAAAGCGGAUCAAGUCCGUGGUUAUUUCGAAAUGAGCUUAGUUGCAUUUUGAUCAUCCUCGCGAGAUUCUGUUGUUAUAGAUCUGCGAAGGAGCGAUCGAUCAUCGAUUAUUCGCAAUAAUCGUGCGCGUCGAUGCAACUCUCGAUGGUACGUGGUUACGCGGGUCCUCGUCGAUAUGCCGGAGGCUCCUAUUGUCGCGAGAUUGAAAAUUAUGCAAACAUAAUUUCCGAGACUCGUGCCCGGUCGUGGCUUGCCAAAGAAACGCCGGUCUGGUGGCGUCCGUUCGCGCGUUCGCCAUUAUCGGAAAACAGCGGCGGGAUGUUCGAAGUAAAUUUGAGAUACGCAUCCCUUCUUAACCCACACUUCACUUUUUUCUCCUCGUCGCAUCGGCGAACCUUUAAGCAACCCUCUUCCGUCCCCUUCGUUUUCCAUUCGCCAACUUCUUGCACAACUUCCCGUUUAAAUUGCGUUAGAAACUCGAUUUGUUAUGUGCGAUAAUAAUGAUUGAAAAGUUUGGCAACAAUUAUCGAUUAAGUCUGAAAUACGACUUUUUCUUCUGUGGAACUUUUUCCGAUUAUUUUCUAGGUAGUGUGCCUCUCUGGGUCUUAUUUUUUCGUCGUUUCAUGCCCGAAAAUAAAUUAGUUAAAAUUUCUUUUAAUAUAAGCAGUAGUUUUUUUAAAUUUUAAAAUUAAUAACGAAGAAUCAUAAAAAUUUCCUAUAUUAGGAAAUGAAACAUUCCGUCUGUGAAAUAAUACCUCUAUUGUUCUUUUGAUACCAGCCGCCGGGAUUUUGUCGACUCACUGCUCUUCCCUUCAGCGCCGCGCUGUCUUAUACAUUGAAGUUUCAGCGGGAGUUACCGGCCAAAUUGCAUUCAGGACUCGAUUCCGUGGGGAUAAUAAUAAUGAUCGGAAGCUCUUACGGCAAUUAUAAACGUGGAAACUUAGUAUGGACGAAAGUUCGUCGCCUGUUCGCGUUCCACUAUCAGUAUUCCGAUCUUAGUAACGUUAGGAACAAACGAGGUGAGACAAUUAAAUAUAUCUAUCGCUCUCCCUAACUCAACUAAUAUUAGUCCGCAAAUCGAUAUUUAAUUACACACGACAAAGGAAUAACACGACAAAUACGAUUUAAUUUAAGAAUGUACAAAUAAUCUUCCCAUAAUCUCGGAAAAUCUCGCAUCAAGUAUUCAACGUAAACCCCAAUUUUAUGAAGGAAACAUCCUGUGUAAAACGAAAAACGGAUAUAUUAAAUAACAAUAAAGAAUUUUAUUGGAUAUUAUUAAUGAAGGGAUUAAAUUCGGUAUUUUAAAACAGACAUUAAUACUCCACGUGGCGCGAUUGCUCCAAAUAUAAUUACGCGAGAUUGGAAACUGAGUGAAACCGUGCUAUUCAUGAUUGGAAGUAUUACGAGAGCUUGUGGUAAACUUCGAGAGAAACGGAAGGAUCAUCAAAAGCGCGUAAUGGAUCAUACUGGACAUGUACUAAUUGAUAAAAUAUUAGCAGAAUUCAGUGCAAAUGUAUACAUAACGAGUACGUGAUUAAUAUUAAUUUACGAGAACACGCAUAAAAGCUCCGCGCCAACAUCGAUACUGCGCGAUUGGAUAAAAUUUAACGGCGGAUCUCGUAUCGGCGGAAAAAGCUUUUUGAUCCGGACGAAGCCACUGGGGGAUUUAGCGAAAAACGGAUAAAAAUCCACGCGGAGGCCGUCAGACAGCAGAGAAAGACCAAAGGCUAGCAGAAGGCCCGUGCAAAGGAGAAAAGACGGAAAAUGGUGGAAACGGUCCGGCACACGUUACGGGCAUAAAAAAGACAGGGUGCAGAGGAGCGAACGAUAUUCACCGGCCGUGACGUAUUGUUGUGCGCGCGCUCCCGAACGGAACGUAAAGAAGAAAACCGGGAACGAGACGAACGAGACGUGGCGAACAAAAGCGACCCGGAGUAACGAAGGCAUGCGGAAGCCAGGGGAAGAUGAUAUUGAGGCGAGGAACUGAUUGAAAAGAGAGAAAAUGGCGACUAUCGAGGCCGCCAGUGAAAUGAGUGCGGUACGCCGGGCGGUAUGGUUCAGCGCCGUACUAUUCGCAGCGACUCCUUUGGCCUACACUCAAGUAACGUGGACGCCGAUCUACGUGGGAGGAUACAGUCAAGUUGAUCUCUGGACACAGAGCACCACUGGCUGCGCCUGCAGCUUCAACUCGUCCAGCUACGAUUGCGCUUGCUGCGUACCAUCAGGUGGAUGCAGCUGCGGCGCAGCUUCGCCUGAUAGAUGUGCUCAGUGUGGCUUGGAGCAACAUUGUGCAAACAUGUGCAACAUAACGCUGGACAGCAGGCAACUGUUCAGCAAAUCGGAUCGUGGCUUCGGGCAAAUAAAGUCGCCGUAUCUUCAAGGGCCCUCGAGGUGUACAUACAGAUUCGUGCCGGAUACUGGGCAGCGGGUCGAGCUGCAGAUAUAUCGGCUGGUGUCCAUCGGCCGACACAACGGCACCGCGUGCGAGGGCGGCUGGCUUCAGCUCGAGGGUAGCGCUCGCGUUUGCGGUCGUAAUCAACGCUUCGACCGACCAGUUGUGCUCUUCUCGGACAAGCCGAUCGCGACACUGAACAUGCAGAUAAACGAGAACACAACGCGGUCCCAGUUCCUGGCCUACUUCAGCUUCUCGUCGAAAGCGAGCACGUCCGUCGGCUGGCCGGUGAGAGGCGGACAUCCGGUCAACAAUACGGAAUGCGACUCCGUGUACGAAGACACGGAUUGCCACGACGGAUGCGUCCUAGCCAGUCCCGGAUAUCCUGGGCUGUAUCCGCCGAACAUCCGUUGUCGGUACCUGAUCACUUCUGGCCCGCGGAUCUCCAUCGCCAUCAACUUCACGGCGGUGCUUCUUCCUUACAACCACUGCACCAGCGACUAUAUCGCAGUCUAUUCGGGUCCGACUACAUCGAGCCCGUUGCUGAAAAUGCUUUGCGGUAAAGAAAAGACGGCGCUGACGUACGAGGGCGAGAAGCUUCUCGUGGAAUUCAGAACCGGUCCCGAGGUGCCACCAUUCGAUUACAAUGGCUUCGUCGCAACGCUGAAUUUUAUAGAAAUGACGACGGAAGCUCCAACGACAAUCGCCACCGACAAUAUCAAUAAGAGUCUGGAAAUGAUGAGGUCCGGCAGUUACAACAACCGCGACCUCCACGACCACCGCAAGGACCAGGGCGCCAUGAUCAGCAGCUGUGACCUCGAGGUGAGCGGCGAGAAGGUCCGGGCUGGCCACCACGACACCAGGGGCAAGCCUAAGUCCACGACUUGCAGGCUCGUGCUGCGUGGUCGCGCUUACGACACCGGACACGUUUCCCUCGCCAGUUACAACCUCAGCGCGCAGUCCUGCCAGUCGGCGAUCGAGAUAUUCGACGGUUCGCCAGAGAGCGGGAUACUGGAUACCACUAACUCCUUGGAGAGGAUCUGCAGCCCGGCGCAGUGGCUCCCGCGGGAAUCCGCGGGUCAGGAUAAAUACGUCGAGCCGAAGCGCUACUCGUCCAACGGCCGGGACAUGACGGUGGUUUUAAGGAGAGCCUCAAACAGCCCCACCGACGAGGAAUACAUGGAGGUCUCGUACUACUUCCACGAUGAACGCGAGGGUGGCACUCAGCAACCGGCCAGCGUGUGCGACGUCGAAUAUUACGGAUUGACGUCACCCGUGGAGGGUUCGGUGGUGCAUCCGGAACCGCACCGAUUAUUCGCCAUGGAAGGCCCAGUGAAAUGCAGGCAGCAUUUUAUACCGGCACCAAACCAAUCGGUGGUCAUUACCGUGAAAGGUAGCACGAAACAGACUCCAAACAACCCGUGCGAAACCAAGUGCGGCGACAGUGGCUGCCACUGCGUCAGCAAGUCCCUGGAGAGCAUGGACCAUCUUCUGCUCGUCUCUGAGACCGGGCACAUUGUCACAUGUCUCUGUGGAAACUACCAGGACUGGCUUCCGGUGGGCAUCCGUAGCUGGACCCCGGUCUACAUCGAGUGGUCGAGGUCGUCGAGAGCGGGCCUCAAUUUCCACGCGGCCUACAAGUUUGUCAAUGACACUUACUGCGGCGAUCACACGACAGCGGAACCGGAAGGCGAGGUCAAUGGCGGUGAUCUGGCGAGCGCCGGGCUCAAGCUGAAUCAGUAUUACCAGCAGAAGUGCACCUGGAUCCUGGACUCGCCAAUCGACCGGCAGCUCGUCAUCGAAGUCAAGUCCACUCAGAGCCGACCAUGCACGGCGUGGAAUCUGACGAUACACGAGUACAGAAAAAACGGCGAUCCAGCCGGACAAAGACUGCACACGUUCUGCUCGAGGGACACGCACAAGAAUUUCACCCUUCCAUGGAAGAUGAAUACCGCGGUGGUUAGACUACAAGCCCUCGGGAGAACCGCCCCACAGUACACGAUGAGAUGGCGAAGUCACACGGUGAUCGCCAAUACUCGCAAAAGCGGACCAUCGCCAGCUCCGAAUCAUGUGAUGAGCUCCUCGAGCAAAGUCGACCUGCGAGGACCAACAGUCAUCGUCGCGUUCGUUAUUCUACUCGCGCAUCCGUUCGGUUGUUGAGAUCGUUCAUCCCUCGCGUAUCGCGUCGCACACGUUCCUGUUUAAAGAACGAGCCUAAAUUGCAAUCCCACGUGUAUAUACUUAAACAGUGAAGACUCACGUCGCCGGUCCUUAUUUUACGUCGCUCGAUAUGAGACGUUUUAAAGACAGCACUGACACGGCGAUCGAGAGUCAGCAUUUCAUUUCGGGCUGAUUCGUUAACGUCAUCGCGUCAUUUUCACGGACGAAAAGUAUUUCACAAUGCGAGAAGGUUUCACACUACACACAUUACACAUGAGGAAUAAUAUCGGUGAAGUGAAAAUGAAUAUAAAAUUUUCACCGAUCUCCACUAUAUUUUUCACUCUGCAUAUAUACGUCGAAGCUUUCGCGGUAUGCGAUAGAAAGUUAACGAAUCAGUUUUAUAUAUACAUAUAUAAAUAUAUACAUAUAUAUACAUAGUCGAGAAUCAUACGUAUACAUAUGCAUAUUAUAAGACACACAUACAUAUACAUCGGAAUUAAGGAGAGAUGAUCGGCACAUGUAAUAAGCGCGAUCAGCUCGCGCAAUCGACUGUCACUCGAUCGAAAGAAAUGAGAUCUGCAAAAUUGUUCAUUUUGAAAUUGUUUAUUUCUUAUUCGUCAAUUGAGAAUUUUUGCUCCGCAAGAUUUAUUGAGUUGAAUGAGUUUGAUUAAUAAAUGAUUUAUUCAAAGAUCUCACUAUUAUAUUUCUGACAAGUUCAACAUUAAAAUGUAAAUAUUGUUUGUCAAUAUUUGUUAAUUUCUCAAUACCGCAAAAUUUAUUUACUUAAUUUCCAAAAUAAUUCGAUAAAUUAAUGAACAAAUUGCUGGAUUUUUAAUACAAAUUUUAUACAAAUACAAAUGUAAUUGUAAUAUUAAAAUUGUUUUAUUUGAUAAUUUCUAAAAUAAUGCAUAACGUCAUCUUUUUCAUGUUUUCAUCACAUUUCUUAUAUUUUUAAUACCUGGGUUAAGCAUAUUAGAAGUGUGAAACAGGGAAGCUAUGAUGUGUUUAUUCGAAAAUAUUUUGUAUUGGAAUAAUUUCGUUUUCCAUAUUUGUCAUAACUAAAGACAUUGUAAUAAUAUGCGAAACGUUUGAAAAUUUUUCGACAUCUCGGAAGCAAACAAAAAAUCACUUUUUAUCGGAAUCUGAAAUCUUCAUAUCUUUUUAAAAAGUUAGGAAUAUAUAUGAAAGCGUAAGAAACAUUUAUUUCAUUCAAAUCAUCUUUGAAUUAAAUAAUUUUUAAUUGCUUGAUUUAAGUUUUAAUUAAACAAAUUUUUGAUAUUAUCUUUUUUGAUAUUUUUGAUUGAAAAACAUAAAUCCAAAUAGUUCGCAAUUUUAAAAUACAUCAUACCUACAAAAAAUAAGAUGUAAUAAAAAUGCACAAAUUAUUUUUAAUCAUACUUAUUACUAUAACAAUAAUAUGUUGGUAGAAUAACAAAUGACAAUCAUAUUAUACGCUCAGCGACAAAAAUAUUUGCAUUUUCUUCACAAAAUACAUUUCAAUUUUGAGAAUACAGCAUUUAUUCUAAAAAAUUAUAAAAGUCAAUAAAAGUGCACAGAAUAUUUAUUAUCACAUUAAUUUUUAUUAUUAUUGCAACUGACAGUUAUAUGCGAUAUAAGGAAAUGUAUGGAAAGCUACGUUUGUACUACGCGAACGCUUGAACGGUUGAAUCUAGGAAAUACCCAAGAGUCCAUGUGUUAGUAUUAAGAAAACAUGCGAUGCAAAGAGUUACGAAUUUUAGUUUUCGAUUCUUCUGGUCGUGCUUUCCCGUUAUGUAGGGAAUCCUAAGUAUCAGGAGAAUAUGGCUCGAGUAGGUGGCUAAUUUCUUACAGCCGUCGACAAAACAGUAUAUCUUAAAACGUAUCAACGCCUUUAUCGACAGCCGCUCGAAAUAAGUCAUUAGUGUCAUCUAAUCAAACUGUAUUCAUAUUCUCCUGUUACUUGAAAGUAUGAGUAAUAUAAGGAAUAUGAUUAAAAGAGAGUUUAAAUUUAAUUAAAUUUACUUCGUUGUGUGCAUGCUCUCCUGAAACUGAUUCAUAGAUUCUCAGGCAUUUCGUCCAUUCAUCCAAACGACUCGCCUUACAAACGUAGUCUCCCUCACAUAUUACCUAAUAUUAUGCUAUUGAUAAAAUAAAAAUAAUUAUAGUAAUAAAUAUCUUUUUUUUGCAUUUUUCUUGAGUUUUAAUAUUCUUUAGAUUAAAUUUUUUAAUUUGAAAUUGUGGGGAAAAUGCGUAUAUUUUCAAUAUCAAUCAAGUUGCUUCGAUCGAAUAAUAACAUAUACACGAUUGUUAUAUUCCGAUUAACGAUUGUUUUGUUGUAAAAAAAAUAUUAUUUUUAUAGAUUUUUCUUUUAUGUUUUCAAAUAUGAAGAUUUUAAAUGAUGUAUGAACGUAAUGCAAUGUAAAUGCAAGAAUUACAUAUUUUAUAAGAUGUUCGAAAAAUAUUCUCUUUCAAGCAGUUUAUAUUGUAAACGUUUUCCUGUAUCGUUUCACCUAAAACGUGGAAUUUACUUAUGUGGAAUGAACGUUUCGAUGGAAAUCAUUAGUUCCAUAUACAUAUUCGCUAAUUCGGGAAUUCUUCAAAUACCGAAACAGAGAGAUCGGAAUGUCCACAAUUAGAGAAAUGGUGGAAAACGGGAUUUGAACGAGAAACAUUUCCGAAUAAAUCCACACUAUAGUUCCCCUGGGAGAAGUAGCGGCUCUGUAUAUAUUAUACAUAUAUAGAGAAAAUUAAGAUAUUACACACACACACACACGAAGAACGCGAUGCACGGAUUUGAAGUAGCGAAAGAAGAAUCACACGUCAUCCCUUUCUCUAUCUCUCUUUCCCUCUCUUUCACGCGCGAAUGCCAAAUUACACGUGUAAGAGAUUACAACCACGUAGCCACGUGUGUACAUAUAGGUAGCGACGUUAAUUAGAAUUUGUACAGAACACGAUUGAUUGUCUACCCUAAGUCUACGCGGAUCUACUGUAAAGUAACGAUAAGAUGAUUAUUAUUAAUUAUUAAUAAUUAAUCGCGGCACCGAACGAGAAUCGAACAGAGUGUAUUUUAAACGAACGAGCUUCGCGUGCCCACGGCACCCCGGCGAUUUAUUGUUACACGUUUUGCCGGCCGAAAGGCACGGGGUGCCUUUACCCCCCGUGGAAAUUGUCAGUCCGUUUCCUUCUCGAGGAAAUCGCCGAUAUCGUAACGUCACGCCGGACACUCGCCCUCCAGAUAUCCCGCGGGGAGUAGGACACCCCGAUCCGCUAUCGAACUCACACGAUUAUUUAUUAUCGAGAUAAAAUGAUGAUAAACGCUAGGUCGUUAAAAUAUUUAAUAUUUCGUACGUACGUUAUGUACGUGCUAAUGCCAGCCGGUAGAACGAACCAGAGAUCGUCUAACAACUGUACAACAACGUGGGAGAGCGUUUCUAUACGAAUUUUUCAUUGAUUUUUAUAUAACGAACCCACACGAGUUUGUGGCAGUUUUCUUUUUAUACGAUGUCAUGUAAUUACGUAUCACGUAAUGCGACGUGUUGGCCUAAGUAUAGUAACACUAGUCAGUGUCUCGCACAUUUCUCUCCGAAAGAAGCUUUGUAUUAGACGCACGCUUUCGCGUAAAACAUUUUAUAUUAUUUUUUCUGCUUCACACACGACGCGUUUUCGCGACUUUAUCUCAUUUAGAUACGUUUAUGGUAUGAAUAAUGGUAGAAUAUAUUUUGAAAUGCCCAUCUAAGGAGCUUGACGCUAAAACGCCCGAUAUUUUCUUAAAAAAGAAUUUAAUUUACAAGGAUUUACUAGAUGAUCGGUAAAUUCUGGGCGUUUUGGUGCGUAAGCUACGUAACUUAGAUUCGAAAAUAUACUUUGCACAUAAUUUAAUUCAAUUAAAUAAAUUUAUUUAAAGUCAUUUCUUUAUCUUCUAUGACAAAAGAAAAGAACAUUCACACUUUUAGAGUAGAGUGAGAGGAAUUGAAUUACUAUCGAAACAAUACACUUGCCAUGGUAGAAGAAUUCCUUUGACGAUUUUAGUCUAUUGCCACUAACGAAUUAGUCAAGUAAAUACUUUUUAUAUAUCGUUACUAAACGAAGCGAAAUUCGUGUUCAGUGUCAUUCAUGCAACAAACAGCACCUGCUAAUAUAUUAUGUUGUAAUGCGUAAGCUAAGCGAAGUAUAUUCGUCGAAGACCUCGUCAAAACAGACAUGAAAGUCCUUAUCUACUUAAUUGUCGCAGAAUCGACUGAUGUAAGGAGACCCGAACCCAGUCCCGGUGCACACAGCAAUGUAAUUUAUAUAUGAGGAACGUAGAUGCGUGAGAAACUUUGCGAGCGAUUAAUUUUCCUCAGGACACAGACCUUACGAUGAACGUUACGCACCUGUGUGUUCAACAUUUGCGUAUUUGUAGAGACGUUGCGUUUGAUAUUCUUACCGCGCGAUAAUAUGCGAUAGAUAACUAUUCAUUUGAGAAGCAUAUCGGUUUUACACAAGACACGUGCGACCUACGAAAGAGAAAUACGUGUUACAUGUACUAGCCGCGUAUACAUAAGUCACAAUAAAUAGUCAAUUGUUUCAUAUAAAGUCUAAAUAAAGUAAAAUGAAACAU